Molecule: messenger RNA, 854 nt
Organism: Dendrobium catenatum
Lineage: Eukaryota; Viridiplantae; Streptophyta; Magnoliopsida; Asparagales; Orchidaceae
Exons: 3
Coding region: 67-645 (192 amino acids)
Source: RefSeq, a predicted model, not a curated record
UCACUCCUUUCUCCCCCGCUGAACACAAGCUGACAGUAACAGAGCUGAAAAAAAGCUCUAGAAGCCAUGGCUAUUUCCUUCUCUUCUCACCGAAACUUUCUCACAGGAAACCCUUUCCUUCCUCCAAUACGUCAAACCAACACCAAGAAACCCUUGCAUCUCUUUCUAUCCCCGUAUCGAGCGUCAGCUUCCAUGAACAAAGAAGGCUCGGACUUCCAAUCAAGCCGAUGCGAUAAGUUCCCUAUAGCGAAGCUGGCUGUUGUCGCGGUGGCUGCCGGCGUUUUGGCUUUGGGUGCCGUCGGCGAUGCGGAGGCAGCUAAGAGCGGUGGUAGAAUCGGAGGGAAAGCGUUCCGGUCGGCACCUCCGAGGUCUUCCGGUCCUCGAGUUAACAACAAUUCACGGACCAACAUCUUCAUCAGCCCACCAGUUGCACCACCUUUAGUGGGAGGUUAUGGCUAUGGAUCUCCAUUCUACGGUGGUUGGGGAUGGUCACCAUUCACCUACUUCCUGCCUGGGCCAAGCAUCGCUGUUGGGAUUGGUGGAGGCUUUGAGUUUUUUGUGGCUAUCUUAGCGUUUGGAGCCAUCACUGCUAUAAUCAGGCGAUUUACAGGGCGGAGGGAAGAAGAAGAUGAUGAAGAUUUUUAAUGAUAUAUACAUUUGUUAUGAUACUUUGAAUUAUAUGUUUCUCUAGUGUCUCUUGUUGUACUGAGCACAAAGAAGUUCCAUUUUUGUUUGUAUAGCUAUAAAUGUGAUUAGUCAUGGACUCAUGGGGGGCAUCAUGUACAUUUAAGUGAAACAUUGCAGUGAAUAAAACUUUAGUCCGUUUGAAAUAAAUGGAGCAACAAUUUUCUUUC